Bactrocera neohumeralis is the source of this 918-nucleotide messenger RNA. Its product is annotated as proline-rich protein 18-like. NCBI's taxonomy places the organism in Eukaryota, Metazoa, Arthropoda, Insecta, Diptera, Tephritidae. The transcript has a single exon. The record is from RefSeq and is a predicted model, not a curated record. The coding region runs from base 1 to 918 and encodes 305 amino acids.
AUGGACUGUAGUGGACGCCCGCACACCGCCCGCACGCCGACAAAAUCAAACUCCGCCCUCUCCUUUGCUUCCACCUACCACCACCACCAGCACCAACCGCCGCCGUCUCCGUCUCCUCUCUCCCGCUUCCCAUCGACCAUGACCGUGACGGUCGCGUCCACCAACAGCGCAGAGGCGCGUCUUGCCACACCGACCACACUCAAUCCUCCCGCCCACGCGCUGCCACCGCCACCGCCACCGCCGCCGCCGUCCCCAUUCCUACGCGCGUCUUCGAACAUUUACGACGCGCAGACGCCACUCGGCAACUCUCUCCUGACGGACGAUUUUGCUGCCGACGACGCAGAGAGCGUGGCACGUGCGGACGCCCAUCUGCGCCAAGGCAGCCACCAAAAACAACCGCCAGCCACCCCUUCCUCCUGUGCGCUUCCUUCUCCUCCGGUGGCAGAGGCGGUGGUGGUCUCUCCGUCUUCCUCACUGCCUGGCUACGGCGGGGGCGGCAAGUCGGUGUCGGGGCAGACGGGCGGGAAGGGCAGCGCGAAGUCGAUGGGCAGCACUCCCAAAGCCUUCAGCGACGAUCGCGCGUUUACGUGCGGCGGCGGCGGCGGAGGAGACAGCUGCGCCUCCGAAGGCCUCUCGGAGUACCUCCUCACGGAGGUGGGCACCACUCCCCGGCAGCCGCUGCCACCGCCAGCAGCCCCCCGGCAGCACCGCCUCUCUCCUUCAACGGAGGGAUGGAGCCCAGGACCGGCCUGCCAGCCCCGGCGUGGACCUGCGGCUUCGACACACGCGCGUUCUUCGCACGCCAGCAGCUCCGGCACCUCCCCGCGCCAGCCUCGCCGUCGCCGCCGCCGCCGACCUCUCCUUUCACCGCUGGGACGGGCGCUCCUCCCUUCCACAAGAGUAAGCGGUCCGCGGUGA